GAGCGGUCGCCUCCGGCUCAAGCCGCACACAAGAACCUUUUCAGGCAGCUAAAGAGAGAGACCAUGAGAAGAGAUGGUGUGUUCUCCUGGACCCUGCUCGUCUGCACCCUUGCACAGGUUUGGUGUCAGAUGUGCAGGGGUCCAUGCAACUGCCCCAGUUCGGUACCCCGUUGCCCCACGGGUGUCCCUCUGGUCCUGGAUGGGUGCCGCUGCUGCCGGGUUUGUGCCAGGCAGCAGGGCGAGGCCUGCGACGACAAGUACGUGUGUGACGCCCAGCGGGGACUGCAGUGUGACUACAGCGCCAGCUUCCCAGGCGGGCCAGGAGAAUGCGUCAGUCAGGACGAGCUUGGCUGCGAGCUCAACGGCGUCACCUACCACGAGGGCCAGGUGUUUCAGCCGUCAUGUGCCGUGCAGUGCCGCUGCGCAGGCGGGGGGGUGACCUGCGUGCCGCUGUGCACCGAGGACGUGCGGUUGCCCAGCCCAGACUGCCCACAGCCGCAGCGCGUCCUGCUGCCCGGGAAGUGCUGCAAGGAGUGGGUGUGUGAGAGCUUGGAGAACAGUGUCUCCCAUGAGGCCCUGUCUGCUCCCAGGUCAGACGGUACGCAGCCGAACCUCCCGGGUCGGGGACGUGUCUCCAACUGUGUAGAGCAGAGUACGAAGUGGAGCGCCUGCUCACACACAUGCGGUCCAGGGGCGUCCACCCGCGUGUCCAACCGGAACCCGGCGUGCCGUCUGGAGCUGCAGAGCCGACAGUGCCAGGUGCGGCCCUGCCAGGCCUUCCCUCGCAGGAUUCCCGUGGGUUCGAGCCACUGUGAGCCCAGCUACAGGGCCCCCUUUCCCGUGAGGCUGGAGCACCAGGGCUGUUACAGCGUGCGCUAUUACCGGCCGCGGUACUGCGGGCUGUGUUCGGAUGGCCGCUGCUGCACGCCCUACCGCACCCACACUGUCAAUGUGACCUUCCGCUGUCCUCGCGGUCCACCGCUGCGCCACGCUGUCAUGGCCAUUGACUCCUGUGUCUGUCACUACCACUGUCCCCACUCCUUUGGUACCGCGUUCAGGGGUUAGACACCCGCACACAUUUGUCCCGCCCAUAACGAGUGCUGUGAUGAGUGCAUCACGUAUGACGACAAGAGGCUGAAGCGAGCGGCACAUUUUAUCAUCUGCUCACUGGGAUACGGAUGAAGAGAAAAGGGAACCUUCUGAAAGGAAGGACAGAGUUUUGUUUCCACGUUAUAUACGUUUAUUUUGCUCUCAUGUCCCUUCAGCUGUGAGCAGGCAGCUCAGUGCCGCGUCUCCCGUCCCCAGUCUGUCCUCGAGCUGCCAGACAGCAGGGGACACUUGAGGGACACUUGUCUGAAUGCCAUACCGAACUGCAGUUAAUACACCUGACACAUGCCAAGGGGGUUUUAACCCCCAACCCCGGUGAAGCAAUUCCAAAAUAUUGCACGGGUUCGAGACUGCAGGGAACGGUGACUUUGUGACUCGGAUGUUUGUAGCGAUGUGAGGUAUGGCGUGUGGCCCGUGUUGGGCAUGGCAUGAGUGCGGCAGAGACUUGCUAAGAAGGGUCCGAACUGCACUGCACUCUCUAGCUGCACUGGCACUUUGCCCCCUCACAUUAUAAAGACACCCUCUAGUACAUGUGAGUACCGUACUGUCCAACAGAAGUGUCCCCCUGAGAAACUCAGACGGCAGAAACCUGUCAUUCUUAGUAUGAUGUUAUGAACGCAACAUUUUUCUCAUUGUGUUUUAAAUGAUCUCCCCUUUUUGG
Molecule: messenger RNA, 1768 nt
Organism: Scleropages formosus (Asian bonytongue)
Lineage: Eukaryota; Metazoa; Chordata; Actinopteri; Osteoglossiformes; Osteoglossidae
Gene: ccn5
Product: cellular communication network factor 5
Exons: 5
Coding region: 64-1065 (333 amino acids)
Biological process (GO): signal transduction; positive regulation of cell differentiation; cell adhesion
Cellular component (GO): extracellular region; extracellular matrix
Molecular function (GO): heparin binding; integrin binding
Source: RefSeq, a predicted model, not a curated record